Molecule: messenger RNA, 3453 nt
Organism: Leptosia nina
Lineage: Eukaryota; Metazoa; Arthropoda; Insecta; Lepidoptera; Pieridae
Source: the annotation of a GenBank genome assembly
AUGAUAGCAAAAAAGAGCAGAGAAGAAAGUUCUGGUGAGGGAAGUGGAGUAGAAAUUAUAGUAAAUGAACCUUAUGAGAAUGGCCCAGGGGGCAAAGGCCAGUAUACACAAAAAAUCUAUCAUGUAGGAAGUCACUUGCCUGGUUGGUUUAAGAGCUUGCUUCCAAAAUCUGCCCUAACUGUAUCUGAAGAAGCGUGGAAUGCAUAUCCCUACACAAAAACGAAAUACACAUGCCCAUUUGUGGAAAAGUUUUCACUCGAGAUUGAAACUUAUUAUUUUGGUGACAAUGGACAUCAAGAGAAUGUUUUCAAGUUAAGCGGUAGUGAUUUAAAAAGUCGAACAGUUGAUCUCAUAGAUGUUGUUAAAGAUCAAUUGUAUGGUGCAGAUUAUGUUAAAGAGGAGGACCCAAAACUUUUUGUUUCACAAAAAUGCAAUAGGGGGCCAUUGACAGAAUCAUGGUUAGAAGAUUAUUGGAGAGAAGUUCAAGGCAAAAUGCAACCAUUGCCUAAUGGUAAAUCACUUAUGUGUGCUUAUAAGCUUUGUAGAGUUGAGUUCCGUUAUUGGGGUAUGCAAACUAAGCUUGAAAAAUUUAUACAUGAUGUAGCUCUAAGAAAAACCAUGCUUAGAGCACAUCGUCAAGUAUGGGCAUGGCAGGAUGAGUGGCAUGGUCUGACAAUGGAAGACAUCCGGGAAAUUGAGAGACAGACACAAUUAGCUCUCAAGAAAAAAAUGGGCGGUGAGACUAGUGAUGAAGCUGACCAAAUUUCUGAAGACAAUUCAAAAUCUCUAGCUGCUACUAUGAGUAGUUUAGAAAAGAAUGAAGAUCUAGCCACACCAGUCACUACAAAGAAAAGUAAUUCCGAAAUACAUUCCCAAAAACAUUUAUCACAUGAAGGCUCUCCUGCAAUAGAAACAAGGAGUUCUUCCAAAACAAAUUUAAGAUCAACAUCAUCAGGUUCUUUAAAAAAUUUGCAAACACAAGUUUCUAAUUGGAGAAUGGAAACGUUAGUUAGAGAAUCAGAAACAGAAACUGGAUCAGAAGAUGAGUUUUAUGAUUGUGAAAGUUCUUUUAAUAAAUGGUCAUCAUUGUGCUCUUUGGACGAAGCUGAUAUUGAUAUAUCUCCCACACAAGGAGAUCAUAAUCAAGAAGAUAGUAUAUUUAACCCAACAUUCCUAAAAAGGGUUACUUCAGAAAGGGGUUCACGAAGAAUGGUGGCUUUACAUAGUCAUCCAAGCAUUGAUGGUUGCCCUGAUACACCAGUCCAUAGUUCCUGCCCAAUAACCGUCUUAGUGCUUGUGUUCCAUGCUGGAAGCGUUUUAGAUGCUAAUAUUGAUAUGACUGCAAAAAAGUCAGAUGUUACUACAUUCAAGGGAGCGUUUGAAUCAGUGAUGCGCCAGCAUUACCCUACACUUGUGGGACAUAUCGCAAUUAAAUUAGUUUCUUGUCCAUCGAUUUGCACAGAAGCUUUAGGUGUUUUAUCUACACUAAGCCCAUAUAGUUUUGACUGUUCACCUUCAACAUUGGAAACACCAUCUUUGACAAAUGAUCUUAUACCUAUUGGAGCCAUCCCACUCAUUGCUACAUCAUCACCUGAAUACUCGGAUCAUGUUACGAAAACUAUACUUUCGGCAAAUGGUGUUUAUAAUGAGUUUGUUAAAUCGGAGGAUGGUAAAGGCUUUGGUGGACAAAUUUGUAUCGUCGGAGAUAGCAUGGGAUCCGUACUAGCAUACGAUGCUUUAUGUCGCACUGUACAAUAUCAAUCACGCCAUGAUAGCGAGACUAGUAUAUUAGAUACAGAAAUAAUGAUACCAAAUGAACCUACAGAGCUUUAUUUAAAUAAAUCUCAUCUACAAGCGCCAACUCCACGACGACGAUCUUCUACAGCCAGUGAUAAUCAUAGUAAACUUGAAUUUGAAAUAUCUGAUUUUUUCAGUUUUGGUAGUCCAUUGUCCCUAAUUCUGGCGUCAAGAAAAAUAUCCGAUGAUAAGUCUCGUGAUAUAAUAAAACCACCCGUUCAACAGGUGUAUAAUUUAUUUCACCCAACUGACCCCGUCGCAGCUAGACUAGAACCAUUGUUGUCAGCUAGGUUUACAAACCUGCCACCUAUUAACGUUGCACGAUAUGCCAAAUAUCCCUUAGGGAACGGACAGCCAUAUCAUUUGAUGGAAUUGAUUCAGAGCCAUCCAACUCUCUUUGGUGAUCAUUUACAAAUGCCACCGACACCAGUUUUAAGAAGACUGUCUGAAGCAUCAGUACAAAGUACAGUGAGUGGUUUAGUUGAUAACAUACCAUUAAUUACUAUGAAUGCUCUUCAACAAAGAUGGUGGGGUUCGAAACGCUUAGACUAUGCUCUCUACUGCCCAGAGGGUUUAUCAAAUUUUCCUACAAACGCCUUGCCUCAUCUAUUUCAUGCAAGCUACUGGGAAAGUUCAGAUGUGAUAGCUUUUAUAUUAAGGCAAGUAGGUCAUUUUGACUUAGCUUUAUAUAGUCACAAUGAUGAUAAAGACUGUACACUCUUCAAUCCUGGUCAAGAUAAAGAGAAAUGGAUUAAAAAGAGAACAUCGGUUAAAUUAAAGAACGUUGCCGCGAAUCAUCGUGCAAACGAUGUUAUUGUAAAAGAGGGAUGUCCUCAAACAUUUACUGCGCGAUUUAUGUACGGGCCUCUGGAUAUGAUUACGUUAACAGGAGAAAAGGUAGAUAUACACAUGAUGAAAGAUCCACCAGCUGGCGAGUGGACUUUGUUAGAAACUGUUGUAACGGACAAAACCGGUCGGAUAACGUACACGUUGACCGACAAGCAAAGCGUUGCGUGUGGAAUAUAUCCUUUUAGAGUGGUAGUCCGAGGUGACCACACGAGUUGCAAUUUUCAUCUUGCAGUCGUACCACCUCAGACAGAAUGUGUUGUGUUUAGUAUCGACGGGUCCUUUACCGCCAGUGUUUCAGUGACUGGUCGCGAUCCUAAAGUAAGAGCGGGCGCAGUAGACGUCGUAAGGUUCUGGCAGGAUUUAGGCUACCUUAUACUCUACAUAACCGGCCGCCCUGACAUGCAACAGAGAAAGGUGGUAUCGUGGUUAGCAGAGCACAAUUUUCCUCAUGGACUUGUGUUUUUCUCGGAUGGAUUAUCCACGGAUCCGCUGGGUCAUAAGGCUGCUCACUUGAACAAUCUUAUUAAUGAGCAUGGCGUAAUACUUCACGCUGCCUACGGAUCGGGGAAAGAUAUAAGCGUGUAUCAUAACUGUGGGUUAUCUCACAAGCAAAUAUAUGCUAUCGGGAGGAUUAGUAAGAAGUACAAUAACCUGGCGACACCCUUAAGCGAGGGUUAUGCGUCGCAUCUCGCAGAUUUGAAACAGCCGGGUGCCGUGAGAGCUGCUAGAGGUAACGCUCGUUUACUAGUACCCCGACGGCUAUUAGCUCCUGUAAGUAAUUCGUCGGCAUCGCGCUCGCGUCGUUAA